UUUAGAUUUCAUUUCCUUCAGGAAAGCGAAUCAUCUGUUGCCUAGGAAUCAUCUCUCAUUCUCAGCGGUUUUCUCCGAGCAGUGUUAACUCCUUUUCGCGGAUGCGAUGAAUUUUCGGAAGUGUAAGGAACCGUGUACCAGGUUCAUCACAAAGGGAGACGCUCAUGAAAGCCGUGAAUUUCACAUUUGUGAAGGAAACACAGCACAGUCUUCUCAGUCUAAUAAUUCUUCCUGUCUCUGCUCUGAAACAAAGAUGGCUAUGUUUGAUGAUGUUGAUAGAAUAACUCUGGAGGUCCUCGAACAUAUUAAAGAAUCCAUAUCUACCCAGGACCUUCCAACAGCGGUAAACACGAUCAAAGAAGUCCUUGAAAAACAGGAUCUUGUAGAACUUAACAUUGGUGUGACGGGGGAGUCAGGUUCUGGAAAAUCCACAUUUGUGAAUGCAUUCAGGGAUUUAGGGGAUGAAGAAGAGGAGUCUGCUAAAACUGGCCCUGUAGAAACCACUAUGGAGCCUGAAGCUUAUUUUCACCCAAAAUAUAAAAAUGUGAAAGUGUGGGAUCUUCCUGGCAUUGGAACACCAAACUUCAAAGCCAAUGAGUAUCUUAAACUGGUUAAGUUCGAACGUUAUGAUAUUUUCAUCAUCAUCGCUUCAGAUCGGUUCAGAGAAUGCCACAUUCUGCUGGCCAAAGAGAUUGUGAGAAUGGGGAAAAGGUUUUAUUUUGUUCGUUCCAAGAUUGACCAAAGCAUUGAUGCUGAGAAGAAGAGUAAGAAGAAAAGCUUUGACCAGAAAAAGACAUUGGAUACCAUCCGAGAGGACUGUGAAAAGGGUCUGAAAAACAUUGGUAUAGAGGAUCCUGUUGUGUUCCUGAUCUCUAGCUUCGAGCUCGGCAACUAUGAUUUAAAUCUUCUGCAGGAGAGAAUGGAGCAAGAGCUUCCACAGCAUAAGAGACUUGUGCUGCUGUUGGCUUUGCCGAAUAUCACACAGGAGAUCAAUGAGAAAAAGAAGAAAGUAUUAGAGGAAAACAUUGGAAAAGUUGCCUUACUGUCUGCUUUGGUGGCUACAGUCCCUGUUCCUGGUCUUUCAGCUGCUGUGGAUUUAGCUAUUGUAACCAGGGAGAUAGAAACAUACUACAGUGUCUUUGGUCUGGAUGAUCCUUCCCUGCAGAUGCUCUGUGAAAGAUCUGGAAAGACCAUUGAGGAAUUAAAAAGUUUAAUGAAGUCCCCACUGAUUGGUGGGAUAAACCCAGCUUCAAUAUUAUCCUUAGCGAGUGCUGAAUCCCUGGUUGUGAGUGCAAACACAGUUAAGUAUGUUGUGAGUCUCAUACCCUUACUUGGUUCUGUGGUGGCAGGAGGAUUGUCCUAUAUGACAGUCUCAAGAAUGCUGAAGAGAGCUCUGAAUGACAUAGCAGAAGAUGCCAAAAACGUGCUAAUGGCUUCAGUGCAGACUGAAGUGUAAACACAGAAUGUGACACAGAAACUACAUGUAUUCAAUAGCAGCUACUUUUAUUCAAACUUAUAGCACAUUUCUGUUAGCAAACUAAACGUGAUCUUGCAUUUCUUAUUUCCUUAACUGAAAUGUACUUUCCCUUUGGAAAAAUAAUGCAGCAUCAUGGCAUCUGUUGCUAUAUUCAUGAUACAUUACAAUUAAAAACAUUUAUCACUUUA
This is a messenger RNA of Carassius gibelio (silver crucian carp), 1665 nucleotides long. Its product is annotated as interferon-inducible GTPase 5. Gene Ontology annotation, cellular component: membrane. The transcript has 4 exons. NCBI's taxonomy places the organism in Eukaryota, Metazoa, Chordata, Actinopteri, Cypriniformes, Cyprinidae. Bases 107 to 1456 code for a protein of 449 amino acids. The record is from RefSeq and is a predicted model, not a curated record. Gene Ontology annotation, molecular function: GTP binding.